CUUAUUGCGUUAGUCACGCAGUAGAAUUAUGGUGAAUUAUACUGCAAAAUCGGUUAUUAAUCGCAUAUAACAUAUAAAUUUGUACAUUAAUCUUGAAUCCUUUUACUUUUAUUCUUAGUAAAAAACAACUACUGCAAGUUUUAUUUAAUUCUUUUCUUGAUAAUAUAUAAGAAAAAGGUUAAACACAAAAUCAAUUAUUCGACGUUAUUAACACUACUGAUCUUCCGAUUGUCGCAAGGCUUCGAUAAUCAGUUACUGUUUUGUAAAGCGACAAUAAUCGAUUCACAAAAAUUUGUUCCGCGACGUCGUCAAAAAUGUUUAAAGUAUCAAAGGGAAUUAAUUCUUACGGUAAUUUCCUUUUAGGCACAUCUCACCGAUCGCAAAGAAAAUAUCUCAGAGACAAUUUUGAACAGGAUCAAUACGGGAUGUAAACAAUAGUUCUAUACUGUGAUGUGAAUGUUAUUAUUUAACAUCCAUUGGAAAAUAAAAGCUUUUUCGUAAAAUUAUGACUAUAUAAGGUUAAAACUGUGUUGAAAAGUGCUAUAUGAACUUCACGUAACUGAAUAUAAUAAAGUGCCUCGGGAAGAAUUGUUUCUUCCCUAUUUCUUUUUAACGCGACUUUAUUCGAAAAGUUAUCGAUUAUUUCCCAUCCGAUUGAACCGAUGAUCGAUUGGGACAAAGAUCAUCCGAUUUCCAUCACUAAUUAAUUUAACACUUUACAAAGAUAAAAUGUUUAUUUUCCUCGUCCGGUUGAUUUACCAUACACACAAACUGACCAGGAAGUGAAAAUAAAGAAAAUAUGAAAAUAGUUUGAAAAUGGCAAAAAUGGCUGACAUAGUUUUAAUCAUUGUAUUUUGGAUAUACAUAUAUAAAGGAGCUGCAUUUAUUACACAAUAUAACACAACUUGGGAAAAUGCAAUUAACAAUUGCACAAUGGAAACGCCUACAAUCAUGUUCCAAGGAACAAAGAAAGAUUUACCCGUAGCCAUGAAUGCUAGUAUUAUUGGAAACGAAGCUGUGUGGGUAGGAUAUUAUCUAGCAGCUACAGCCUUCCAUUAUGUUGGCUGUAUAAAAAAGGAAAAUAUGGCUGCAACAACUGAGUUUGAGUACAACACUCCGGGCUUAUGUUACUCUGCAUGCAACAAGACAUAUUUGAUAGGUGUCAGCAUGUCAAAAUGCUACUGCUUUAACAACACUAUUCCAUCAAACAGGGCAUAUCACUUAUGUACUCAGGGUUGUAAAACGCAAAUGAAUAUUGCUUGCGGCAGCAACAAUUACAUUUCAAUGUACACUACUUACUCGUACGGUGAGAAAUUUACAACUUAACUUGAACAA
Molecule: messenger RNA, 1335 nt
Organism: Ruditapes philippinarum (Manila clam)
Lineage: Eukaryota; Metazoa; Mollusca; Bivalvia; Venerida; Veneridae
Exons: 4
Coding region: 817-1326 (169 amino acids)
Source: RefSeq, a predicted model, not a curated record